This is a messenger RNA of Radiomyces spectabilis, 303 nucleotides long. RefSeq lists its product as uncharacterized. NCBI's taxonomy places the organism in Eukaryota, Fungi, Mucoromycota, Mucoromycetes, Mucorales, Radiomycetaceae. The annotation marks the transcript as partial. The record is from RefSeq and is a predicted model, not a curated record. The transcript has a single exon.
AUGGCCGAUACAAGAAAGGUUGUUUAUUUGUUGAAUCGUUGUUUCCUUGACGACACACACACCAGAAACUAUACCGACCCACGAAAACUUCGUGAUCAUCUGCAAGAUGCGCAUGACUAUCAGUUUCCAUUGAAAAUUAAAUCAACACGACGAUAUAACAAUGACAGAUUUUUAUAUUUGCGGCAUCGUGACGAUAGUCAACUCACAUCCGUAAACUAUGCGUGCCCAUGCUGUAAAGGCCACUUUAAAGAUACAAAAGAACUUGCGAACCACUUCUUGGCAUUGCACAAAGUACAUCUGCCC